GACACGGGGAGGGGGGGCUUGCAACCUGCACGAGGCAGAACGCGGCAGAAAACGACUUUCUUGCAGGAGUCACAUGACUGCCUUGUAAUAUCCUGGUAAUAACAGCCGAGUAUUGGGCGCUUACGGUGUGUCGUCUAUUCGUCGAAUUAGGUGCUAGUAUACUCUUCGAAUUUAUUUGUUUUACGUGUAGAUUUCUUAUCAAGAAGGCACACCCGCACUACCUAAACACCAUUGGUAGGGACGUUUCGCUAACCGCGAAGUUCGAACGUAAAAUUUAGAACACAUGGUAUACUAUUUUACUAUUUCAAUACUGUUAUGCACGUAAAUUUUGAGUUGCGUCUGAAUUUGGGAAAUAGUUAAAGCAUAAGAUUUAUGCAGUUUUGAAUAUUCCUUAAAUAUUUGAAAACUUGAAAGAAUGGAGCAGUGGAACCUGGAAACAUCCGAGCCGUUUGCCGUAAUGGGCACUGUAGUUCAUUCACACCACUCUAAAUCUAUAAAUAUUCUUCAGAAUCAUGUCAUUAUUGUACAUGAUGGUAAGAUUCAACAUAUUGGCAUGGCACCAAGUCUUCAGGAGCUGAAAGAAGUUCACAAUAUUUCAGAAAGGCAAAUAAUUCAGCUGUCCCCAAGCCAGUUCAUAAUGCCUGGAUUAAUUGACACACAUAUUCAUGCCCCUCAGUAUCCAAAUGCUGGACUGGGCUAUGAUAAAACACUACUGGAAUGGUUGGAGACUUAUACUUUUCCUCUUGAAAAGCAAUAUGGAGAUUUGGUUCAUGCUCAGAAUGUUUAUAAACAUGUUGUUGUCACCAGUCCACCAGCUGGUGCUGAUAGCAGUGUAGUUUGUGAGCUUCUAAUGGCAAAAGAUACGCAUCAUUCUCUGAACAGUGGGACAACUACAGCAUGUUAUUUUGCUACCAUUCAUUUAGAAUCGUCCUUACUUCUUGUAGACUUAAUGACAGAAUUAGGACAAAGAGGUUUUGUAGGCAAAGUGAAUAUGAAUACAUGUCAGAAUAAAGGAUAUAAUGAGAAGACUGAACAGUCAGUCACUGACACAGAAAUUUUUAUCAAAAAUGUUUUGCAACGAAAAAACCAACUAGUUCAACCUAUUAUUACUCCUCGAUUUGCCUUGAGUUGUGAUUCAAUACUUAUGAAGAAAUUAGGAGAGUUGGCUAAAAAAUAUAAUGUUCAUAUCCAGACACAUAUAUCAGAAAACUUAGGGGAAAUAGAAGCUGUUAAGGAAAUAUUUCCAGAUUCAAAACAUUAUGCAGAUGUGUAUGAUAAAGCUGAAUUGCUGACCAAAAAAACGGUGCUAGCCCAUGGGGUAUGGCUGAAAGACGAAGAAAUAAAACUGUUGGUCUCUCGUGGCUCUUCAGUAUCUCAUUGUCCCUGUUCUAACACCAACCUCCAGAGUGGCCUUUGCAAUGUGCGUCGUCUUCUUGAAGCUGGGGUUAAAGUUGGUUUAGGAACUGAUGUGUCUGGAGGCCAUACUCCCUCGAUCCUGGAUGUAAUGCACAGUGCUCUUGACACAAGCAUCCAUGUGUUCUUCCAACAUAAAAAUAUUAUUCCUUUAACUUACCACGAGGUCUUUUAUUUAGCUACACUUGGAGGAGCUGAAGCUUUGGCACUCGAAAAUGAAGUGGGAAAUUUAAUGCCUGGGAAACAGUUUGAUGCUCUGAUUGUUGACAUGUCAAGUCAUUAUUUAUUGAAUAGUGAGCCAGAGACCCUGGUACAAAAAUUUGUCUAUUGUGGUGAUGAUCGCAAUAUAAUUUUGGUUUUUGUGGGUGGUAAAAUAGUGAAAAAGACAAAAAUUUAAAUAAUGGGCGAAUUUAUGUCCAAAUUGCUUGUUAAACCAUGGUACAAAAGACCACCAUUCUUAAGUAUCUUCAAAAAAACAUGAUUUAUACAAUCUGAACAGCUAUUUUGCAUGACUUUGAAAAUAUUUAGAAAAUGCUCUCUUUGAAAACAGUUGGUUAAAAUGAAGCAAUAUUGUUUGUUGUCCUAAUAAUAUUCUUGCAACUAAACUAAACAUGGCUCUUGAGAAAUUAAUGUACAUUU
This is a messenger RNA of Gryllus bimaculatus (two-spotted cricket), 2052 nucleotides long. NCBI's taxonomy places the organism in Eukaryota, Metazoa, Arthropoda, Insecta, Orthoptera, Gryllidae. The record is from the annotation of a GenBank genome assembly.